Messenger RNA from Exophiala bonariae, 1098 nucleotides. RefSeq lists its product as uncharacterized. Lineage: Eukaryota; Fungi; Ascomycota; Eurotiomycetes; Chaetothyriales; Herpotrichiellaceae. The coding region runs from base 1 to 1098 and encodes 365 amino acids. The transcript is spliced from 3 exons. The record is from RefSeq and is a predicted model, not a curated record.
AUGGUUAUGGCUCUGGUCACUGAACUUGGUCUUGAUCAAGAGCCACACAUGUUGGCAAAUGCCGCACUGGGAGGCGUCGGUUCCAUCGGACGAUCUGCUUCCACACUCAAAACCCGGACGUUAGCGGAAAGGAGGGUAUUCCUGGGUGCCAUCUGGCUCAGGUCCAUAUUCACCACAUGCAGCGCAGAGUUCGAUGGCAUAAAGUUCGGAAGAUAUGCAGAGAACUGUUGCCGGAUCCUGGAAGACGCUAUGGAACAUCCUGAUGAUUUAUACCUAGUGCAACUUAUCCGAAUGCAGAGAAUAGCAGAUUCUAGUAGGAUGACGCUACACAAUGAGGCACUGGAAAAUUCUCCUGGCUUUCCCAUGUUCUUGUCUAUUGGUGUGGCAUCGUUGGUGAAGAGUGUACAGGAUAUGGGGACAACACUUAGCCUCGAACUUCCUCAAGCAGCCUUGAUGGUGGUAUGUUAUCACAUGGUCCAAGUCCACAUCUACAAAAUCGCUCUGGAAGACCGACUGUUCCCAACAUCACGCGGAGAAUAUAGCACCACCCACAUCCCCAAUCCAUAUCCCUCCGACACACCCAUCCUCGACCGAAACGACCUCCUCUCCUCGUGCUGGACCGCGACGAAAGCAAUGACGAGGACCAUCCUCACCCUCCCACCACUCCUAAUGUUCUCGAUGCCGUACCCGAUGUGGCUCCAACUCGCGCACUCGCUGCUCGUCUUCUCGCGCCUCCUGACGGUGCGGGACUCGACAUGGGACCACUCGCGGCCAACCAUCAUGGCCGACUUCCGCGACACCAUCCUCGGGCUAUCGCAGCGACUAGAAGAGGUCAUGAACCACGGCGUGCAGCUCGUCCCUUCGCGCCGCCUGCCCGACAUCUUCCACACGUUGGUCGAGCGCCUGAAAGAGAUUUCGCUCAACAUCGGCAUGAAUUCUGUGGAUUUCGCUGUCCAACACCAUCAGGUACCUGACAGCAGCGAAGCUUUCUUGAUGUCGAGCGAGGCGCUGGAUGCCAUCGAUCAGUUUUUGAUGCGAGAGGCGGCCCAGACUUCGCUGUUCAACUUCUCUUCUUACGGGGGCGAGGCGUGGGUGUGA